AUUGGGGGGGGGGGGAGUGUGAAGGGUUGAAAAAUAAAUAAAAGUCAUCAUCCUUUCUGUUGCGUGUUAUAAUUGCAUGAAUUUAGCUUUUCUGUAAAAUGAUGCUCGAUAAAAUUUUCUAAAACGGUGUAACUAAAAUCUGUCAGGGUAUUUUUUUUGGUUAAAAACGCCCAAAAAGAGAGGACAAGAAGAAGAAAAAAAAACCCAGAAAACAGCUCAAACUUAGAGGUAGAAUGAGGGGAUUGUCUUGUUUUUGUUUUGUUUUUUUAUGUUUGAUUAUUCUUUUCCUCGUAUAAUGUCUCCAAAUCUCCUGAUUUCUUCCAUUCUUCACUUCCAGGGGGGCUUUAACAGACUUAUCGGCAUACUACUAGAAAUCUUUCUUGUUGAUUAUCUUCUGCCUUGUACAUAGGAAGCUAGAUGGGUUCCAGAUUCCCAUCACAUAAGCUCAGCAAUGGGCUUUAAUGUCAGGCAAGCCAGAGCAGCCUAAAGAAAGUACUCCAACCGUGAGCUCAGUGGCCAUGCCCUAUACUGGUGGAGAUAUUAAGAAGUCAGGAGAACUGGGGAAAAUGUUUGAUAUCCCUACAGAUGGUUCUAAGUCCAGGAAAUCUGGACCUAUAAAUAACGCUCCUUCAAGGACUGGAUCUUUUGGAGGUGCUGCUUCACAACCAAUCAUUUCGAAUGCAGCACCUCGGGCUGGCUAUACCACAUCAGGUCCUAUUGCUACUGGAGGCUUUUCUGGUUCAGCUUCAUUGAAGAAGUCAAACUCUGGACCACUAAAUAGACAUGGGGAUUACGUCAAAAUUCUGGUCCUCUUCCUCCUGUUAUCCCUACAACUGGUCUUAUUACAUCUGGGCCCAUCUCUUCAGGGCCACUAAAUUCCUCUGGUGCUCCUUGGAAAGUGUCUGGUUCUUUGGAUUCUAUGGGAUCAAUGAAAGUGAAAGGUUCUGCUGUUCAUAAUCAGGCUGUGAAUAUUCUUGGCCAGAGAUGAUUUUUCUUUCAAGAAAAACUUCCCGAAACUAAUUAUAUGCACUGAUACUGCUCUUUGUAAUGGGUUUCAUUGCUGGUGGU
Molecule: messenger RNA, 1068 nt
Organism: Hibiscus syriacus
Lineage: Eukaryota; Viridiplantae; Streptophyta; Magnoliopsida; Malvales; Malvaceae
Exons: 2
Coding region: 462-875 (137 amino acids)
Source: RefSeq, a predicted model, not a curated record